AUGUCAAGAUGGGGAGGGGGCACAGGGGAUCACUACCCCUAUUUACCUCCUCAUCCGGCUCUGCAUACAGAACUCGACCUCGACAUCAUGCCCAUAGCGAUCCCCCUUGACACCUUGUCCAUCCACCCACUCCCUCUUAAAAAGGUCAUUCCCUUUCCACCUCGUAUAUCGAAAGAUCCUUUACCCGUUGAUAUCAUACGUCGGAUAUCCUCCAAUCUCGCUCAAGAUGGGUAUCUCGGAACGGUAGCACGUAUACAUAGUUGCUCGAAAGAGGUAUACACCGCUAUCACGCCUAUACUCUACGAAUCACUUCACAUCAAGAAGGGUAGAUCAGAUCAUCUACUGUCAGUUGUCCCUCUGCAAGACCCUGUUGUCAAUAGCGUACAACAUGAUCCACUCGUUGAUGAUACCUUCUUCACCUUGUCAGAGUCAACCACCCGACGCUUAGCGGCUUUCCAACAUGUUCGUCACUUGAUCAUCCACUCAUUACCCUCUGAUAUCCUCUCCAAUCAAUUCUCGACAUCCAUCGAAUCGUUAUCAUCAUUAGCAUUUCCCAAAUUAUCCUCUGUCCAAUUGCUCCCCACAGCUACCGACGAAAUCCGUUCCUGGUCCCCACCGACGUACGAUCGACCUCGUAAUCCCCCUUUCCUCGAGACCCUCGUUACCACCUGUCAACCCACCCAAUUAUGUAUAUCAUUCCCUAUCGUGUUAUCUGAGAAUUGGGAAUUACAUCGUGAUUUGACCGUGUCAGGUCAGUAUCAAUUCAUCUCACGUAUCGCCAAACUACAUCAAGAUGGAUUAUGGAAGGAUAGUCUGAAAGUAUUCAACGUCCAUAAUAUCGUUCAUCAGGUUUUACCUUCUUUACCCAGCGUGAUCAACAACUAUCAUUUCGGAUCGCAUAUCACAGGGUCUAUCACUCGACCAAUCAUUCAUCCACCAGGUGUCCAAUCGGUGUAUAUACCAGGUAUUCAGUGGUCCUAUAGGGCAUGGCAAAUUGGUAAAUUGAUCAAAAACCUGUUCCCAUCCGGUACUACCAACGCACCUGAGAUAAUCCAAAAGACAAGAUGGAACUUUAUCAAUGUCAAAGGACAUAUCUUGACCAAGAUGUUCAGAGAUGAUGACGAUGAAUCUGGAGUGGGUCACGAUGAAGUGAUGGAUCUGAUCAGGAACGCGGUGAAAGUUGGAUUACCACAGGAUUUACCACUCAGAGAAGGGUUUGAUAAAGAGUUGGUGAAUGACGUUUUGGAUGCUAUCGCGUAUGAGGAUAAAGGGGAGUGUGAGGUCUGUCACUGUGAGUGA
Molecule: messenger RNA, 1299 nt
Organism: Kwoniella mangroviensis CBS 8507
Lineage: Eukaryota; Fungi; Basidiomycota; Tremellomycetes; Tremellales; Cryptococcaceae
Exons: 1
Coding region: 1-1299 (432 amino acids)
Source: RefSeq, a predicted model, not a curated record